Porites evermanni is the source of this 2700-nucleotide messenger RNA. The record is from the annotation of a GenBank genome assembly. NCBI's taxonomy places the organism in Eukaryota, Metazoa, Cnidaria, Anthozoa, Scleractinia, Poritidae.
AUGAUUGGCCUGGUAACUGGGAUUAUGGUGCUGGCGUUAGCUGCCACAGGAACAACUUGGAAAACUGGCCGAGGAACUGUUUACAUGCUUCGUGUGACUCAGGAUGUCUCCCUGGAGAGGGCAACUCGUAACUACAACUGGUUACCGUACCUUAUGGUGUCUAAACUUACGGAUUUUCCCAACAAGCGCUCGCUCGUUCAGUUUGAAAACGUUCCAAAAUCCUGUUCUUCGUCAAAGAUCAUAUCUGCCAAGAUGUAUCUUUAUUAUGUAUAUGCCCACAAGGCAAGCUGGCAUUCCAUCCAAAAAACCCCGUUCGUCGCCCGCUAUAUGCAGGUGUGGCAUAUAAAUCCUUAAGGCAAUUUAUACCUAAUUUUAAUUCGUCUUUUGGUAUUAAUAGCAUUUUUGAGCGCAACCAGGUAAUUAAAAAAUCUUAAAAGUAAAAAUAGAAAUAAAAAAGUCGCAUUUGCGUCGUUCACUGCAGUCAAGAGUGUAUAGCUAUAAUUAAAAGUACAGCGAAUUCUUACGCUUAAUGUCAAAAAUUAACCGCGGUGAAUGAUUCCGUAACUUACAAUAGAAUCCAGGUUUUUUUUUUGAAAGCUUUAACAAAAAAACAUGCACAUGACAACAAAAUAAAGCACCAUGUAUUGGCAACGCUACCGUUGGAAACUGCUCGGACUUAACUACCCAUUAAGCGAACGUGUUCUGGCGAUGGAGGAAAAUGAACAAGAUAGAGAUGGUUAGUUUAUUUCAAACCUUAAACUUUGCAAUAAGAGUCACAAUAAUAAAAGCAAUAUCAAAUUAUUGAACAAUAGAGAGGAACUUCGUCCAAGAAUCACCGGACUAUAUACCUGUCAAAAUGAUAAAGUAUACGGUCUUUUUACAAACUGUCUCGUACCCAAAUACGUAGGUGAAUUGUUAACUAGGUCUUACCCAGGAACGUUGUCUUAGGACGGUUUAUGGUAGCUAGAGAGAGCAAAAUUGCUUACAAAUAUAUAUUACGGGCGCAAUGCAUAUGCAGUGGGUCUCUAUAGGAAAUAUGGAUAUUUUAAAUACAUACAACAAUCUAAGCCCUCCGAGUAUUUGUGAUAUUCUUGAGGAACAUUACCCAUCCUACAACUUAAGGCGGUCAGAUUUUCAAUUUUCAAAAUAAAUACUCACGCGAGCGAAUCGGUAGUAUAUAACCACAAAUGGCUGCAAGGGCUACUGUACCCUUUGUAAUUUAUAAUGGUAAUCAUUGCACUGAGCGGAAUGCAAUUUGGUCUAAUAUCAUACGCUUGAUUUUAAAAUCGGACGCAGCGCGCAGCGCGAGUUCGAUUUGAAAUCACAAGUAUGAUUUCCGACCAAAAUUUCUCGACACGAAUUUUUAAUUACCACUUUAUUAUAGCCAUUUUGAAAUCGCAGAAUUCAGUCAGUACCAAUACUUUAUCGAUCUAGUAACCAGUUUGUUGAAAAACGGAAACAAAAAGGCUUUUACAUCUCAUUUUGUAUUUGAAACAGAAAUGAUGCGAUAUAGGACGAAAAUGCUGCGAUUGAAAACAGAAAUGACGUGAUUUAGAACAUAAAUGACGCGAUUUAGAACAGAUGUGAUUUAGAGCAGAAAAAUAGAGUGAUUUGUGAAUAAAUUACACUGCUGAGAGCCAAUCAGAUUGCCGGGAUCACCAGUGAUUUCAAAAUGGAUAUAAUUAAUAAUCAAACUUCUCAAGUUAUUUCUUAAUCAUCAUAGAUUUUAUUAGCGAUUUUCAUAUAACGAGAGCCUAGUGUCGCAUACAUACAUACAUACAGACGGACGGACGGACGGACGGACGGACGGACGGACGGACGGACGGACGGACAGACAGACAGACAGACAGACAUACAUACAUACGUAAAACUUUAUUUCAUCUCGAAUUUAAGAGUAGCCAAAAAUGGGCUAGUAUCUCCGAGCAACAAAUAAAAUCCUAAAAUGAAAUAACCCUUGGCGUACGCUAACUGGAGAAAAUAUUUAACUCUUAAUACAAUUAACUAGUUAAUCUGUAUCGCCGAAUAGCUAAAAUAAGUUCUGGUUCUAGUUCUCCAAAAUGCAUUUAAUUUGUGUCUCCACAUUUGUCACGAGUAGUGUCUUACAAUUUUGACCAUUUAUAGAUGCAUUGAAUCGUAUGUUGAUUAAAAUCCCUUUUUUCUUGUUAAUAAUGCUUGGGGUUUUAGGUGCACCGGGUGAAAAAGUCGUGGAAACAAGCCCAAGCAACUUCCACGAAGAGGGACUACCGGCAAAGGUGGUCAACCCAGUACCUAGGGUUGGAUGACAACGAUGCAGAAGCCCUGCCACAGGGACAGACAGUCACAAUCUUCCCCUUCCGUCCCCAAGGCUUUGUGGAGUUUGACAUUACACGCGCAGUACUGCAAUGGAGAUGCGGUGAACCCAACUAUGGGGUGAUUAUUCGUGCUACCAACAAGCUGCAACCUGGAAGAGGUAUCCGAUUUGCCAGCACAGUCUAUAGAGACAAAUCUAAGCAUCCUUAUGUUCUCGUACUGUGUGCAUAGAGGUGAUAAUUUCAUCGCUUCUGUCGCAGCUAGCCUUAGUGGUGUUAAAGGAUGUGCGACUAUAUUGUACUGCACAAAAUACGAUUAAAGGUUUUAAGGUUUGGGAUGCCAUCUGAAGUAAUCAAUAAAUAUUACUGGAAAUAAUAUGAUGGUUUUUGUCCCUGUUUUUUGUAAUUGCUC